This is a messenger RNA of Glycine soja, 1359 nucleotides long. RefSeq lists its product as uncharacterized. Gene Ontology annotation, molecular function: zinc ion binding; nucleic acid binding. NCBI's taxonomy places the organism in Eukaryota, Viridiplantae, Streptophyta, Magnoliopsida, Fabales, Fabaceae. The transcript has 2 exons. The record is from RefSeq and is a predicted model, not a curated record. The coding region runs from base 1 to 1359 and encodes 452 amino acids.
AUGGCCAAUCAGGGAGGCGGUGGAGGAGCAACUAUGUACCAUGGUUUAGAUCGCUUUCAAAGGAACAACCCACCUACCUUCAAAGGGGGUUAUGAUCCUGAGGGUGUUGAGGCUUGGCUGAGGGAGAUUGAGAAGAUUUUUUGGGUGACGGAAUGUCAGGACCAUCAGAAGGUGUUGUUUGCUACUCACAUGCUAGCAUAUGAGGUGGAGUAUUGGUGGGAGAACACUCGCCCACGUUUGGAGGGAGCAGGUGGUGCUGUUGUCCCAUGGGAGACCUUCAAACAGACUUUUCUGGAGAAGUAUUUUCCAGAAGAUGUGAAGAAUAGGAAGGAGAUGGAGUUCCUUGAGCUAAAACAAGGGAGUAUGAUGGUGGCAGAGUAUGCAGUGAAGUUUGAGAACCUUGUAAGGUAUUUUCCUCAUUAUCAGGGGGAAGCUAGGGAGAGGUCCAAAUGCGUGAAAUUUGUCAAUGGCCUCCAACCAGAAGUAAAGAUGAUGGUAAAUUAUCACGGUAUUCACAACUUUGCACAGUUGACCAACAUGUGUAGAAUCUUUGAUGAAGAUCAGCGGGAGAAGGCUGCUUUUUACAAGAAUGCCAAUGCUAGUCAUGGGAAAGAGAAGAAGCCCGUGACUCACAGUCGUGCUAAGCCAUAUUCUGCCCCUCCCGGGAAAUAUGGAAACCAUUCUAGGGGACAAAUGACUAGUGGAGGACAUCACCAAGCUGGUGGGAGUUCUCAGUCAGUUAACAGAGUGUCUCAGCCUGUUGGUAGAGGUGGUGGUGGUGCUCCUGCUACACCUACUACGCCAACUCGAUGUGCUAAGUGUGGUAGGAUGGGUCAUUUUGCUCGUGAGUGCCCAGAUAGUGACGUGACUUGUUUCAACUGCCGAGGUAAGGGCCACCUCAGUACCAGUUGCCCACAUCCGAGGAGGGAGAAAAUGAGUGGAAGUCUGAAUAACCAGAACGGACAACCAAGGACCACAAGGAGAGUGUUUGCUUUUAGUGGUGUUGAUGUCGCACAGUCUGAUGAUCUCAUUCAAGGUGAUAUGUUUUUGUCUGCUAACCAAGUUGAGGCAUCUUUAAGGGAGGAUGCACAUGUAUACAUGAUCUUAGCUAGUAUGAGUGUUGAGACCAAAACCCCUGUGAGUGAUAUACCAUUGGUGAGAGAGUUUCCAGAGGUGUUUGAGGAAGUGUUAGGAUUACCACCUGAGAGAGAGGUCGAGUUCUCGAUAGACCUAGUGCCCGGUACUGAACCCAUAUCCAUAGCACCUUAUAGGAUGUCCCCUGUAGAGUUGAGUGAGCUUAAGAAACAAUUAGAGGAACUCUUAGAGAAACAGUUUGUGAGGCCUAGUGUGUCACCCUAG